Messenger RNA from Galendromus occidentalis (western predatory mite), 2382 nucleotides. RefSeq lists its product as uncharacterized. The transcript is spliced from 9 exons. Gene Ontology annotation, molecular function: deoxyribonuclease II activity. The coding region runs from base 1 to 2067 and encodes 688 amino acids. The record is from RefSeq and is a predicted model, not a curated record. Lineage: Eukaryota; Metazoa; Arthropoda; Arachnida; Mesostigmata; Phytoseiidae. Gene Ontology annotation, biological process: apoptotic DNA fragmentation.
AUGGUUGUAAUCGGUUGCGGGAAAUCAGAACGACGCUUCGAGAUGGACUUCGGUCCAUUGGACAUGCUGCAGAUAAUGCAGACGGUGAAUGUUGUGCCGCCUCCCGUGCCGGUGGAGCCUGUUCCGCCCGUUCCUUUCGUACCGGGGGACUUUUCCGACAUGUGGUGUCGUAACCCAGAAGGCAACAAGGUCGAAUGGUCAAUUAUGUACAAAGUUCCUGCCAUGGCGAUGUCCCAGGGGACAGCAGAGUCGAUUUCGAAUGGAGUGCAGUACGGUUACAUUGAUUCGGCGACGAAAUUGGACGCGACUGUGAGGAUGCGUAUGUUCUACGACAUUACCUCGACCAAAGACAACGCUCUAUAUAACACCUUGGACGUGCUCUUCAAGUAUCCCAGAGGAUUUCUCAAUGAAAAGAAUCUCACGUUUCUGGCGUACAGCGAUCGGCCCCCGGCGAACUUGGCAAACACUACGACGAACGGAGUCGCUAAAGGCGUUCUUCUCUUCGGUGCGAACUCGGGAGCAUGGCUCGUACACAGUUUGGACGGGUUCGGAGAAUUUUUCAAGGAAACAUACUCGUUCCCUGAAGAGGCCCGCAGACAGGGUCAGAUGGUUAUGUGCAUGUCACUCACAUCGGAUAACUGGCCCAGGAUAAUAUCGCAUCUGCGCAGAGAAACUCCGAACCUUUACGACUGGAACAUAUUGCCCGAUAUGUUCGAGGCCUAUCCGUAUCUCACGAAGCUUGUCGAGAAAAAUUUCAACCAUGACGAUCCCGGAGCGGAAACCAACGUCCUCACUGGAGUCAACGGGACAGACUUCCUCGCCUUCUCCAAAAACGCAAUCCAUAACUUCGAUAUCUACGAGACGCUCGUCGCGCCGGGACUCGAGACGAAUAUCUUCAUUCAUGGGGCUGAGGAAAGCGGGGAACAGUAUCUCGAGAAUUUUUGUAACGAAUUCAACCUGACAGCCGUGAAGGAAGUAGAGUUGAAGGUCGGGACGGAUGUGACUUUCAAGAAAAUCAAGAGGUCCCAGGAUAACUCGAAGUGGGCUGUAGCCGAACGAGACUACUGGGUCUGCUUCGGUUCCGUCGACAGGAAGAAGAACCAUCUGCCUCGAGGAGCCGAGGCUUUCUGCUUCCAAAACCAGCCUGCCAAUAUCUUGCUAGCGAACAGUAUUGAUUUAUUCGCCAGCUGCAAGGAGCUACCGUCGGACCUCGCGGCCAAGAUUGCAGCAGCUGCUCCAGGGACUUCGAUAGCACUCGACUCUACACCGAACGGAGGUUACUACACACGCCCCUUGUUCAUCAGACCAGCGUUCGGUAUCCCACGGAUCUACUAUGGUGGGUUGCCGAGUUUCGGCUUCGGGUUCCCGUUCAAGAAGAUUCUCAAAAACCCGAUCGUUGUCGGGGCCGCGGUCGCCGGAGUGAUGCACUAUCGACAUAAGCAGCAGAUCAAAAAGCUGAACGCAAUGCACGCACUCUCGAGCGGCUAUGGCGGCGGUCACGGUGGUGGCUUCGGAUCGCCCGGUUUCGGAGCGGCUGCCGGCAGCAAGUACUCGUCGGGCUUGGCGGGGCUUUUCGGCGGCAGAAAAACCUUAUCCGGGGCCCCGUAUCCGACGAUGGCUGGGAGUUACACCCCGAACAUCAAUCCGGGCUUUGCCGCCGGCGGAUAUCCGAACUAUCCGAACUACGGCGCAGGUCCGUACGGAUCCGCAGGGGGCGGUUAUCUGGUCCAGCCGGCUCAUAAUCCUGGAUACAACGCGGCAAAGCCCGGAACUCCAUCGGCGCCCUCGGCGCCGUCGGCGCCUUCAGCUACGGGCGUCACAAAUCAGAAGUCUGCGCCCGUCGCAUCUGGAACUUCGAGCUCGAGAGGUUCAAGUCCUCACCGACCGGUGAAAGUGGAGAAAACGGUAACGAAAACGGUAACGACGUAUGGUUCCGGCCGUGGCAGCAGUGGGAGUAGUCGUGGCAGCGGUGGUUACAGCCGCGGAAGCAGCGGUGGCUAUAGUCGCGGGAGCAGUCGAGGAAGCGGUCGGGGCGGUGGGCGGGGAGGGGGUCGCGGGAAGGGCUAAAAACCUCGACGACGGGGAAGAACCUUUCUCGGGUCUUGGCAGAAAAUCUGUCAUCUACCCAUGUGUCUCGCAGUCGACUCACCGCAAUGUCUGUCUCUAACGGAAAUCUCUGACCAACCAACGCGAACGUCUCGCUCGACCAAUGUCUUAUCAAGCGUCGGUCGGACUGAGCAGGUACGCCUCGGAGCGCGCGUUCCUAAGGACGGACGUGAACGAUUAUGAACAAUCGAGUUUUUCGCACGGGUGAAUUCCUGCAAAUAUCCUAGGUCAAUCUUGUUCCGAAGCUCCUUCUAUUUUGAAUAAAAUACUGCCGGA